Messenger RNA from Drosophila serrata, 814 nucleotides. RefSeq names its product sulfiredoxin (gene Srx). Gene Ontology annotation, molecular function: sulfiredoxin activity. Lineage: Eukaryota; Metazoa; Arthropoda; Insecta; Diptera; Drosophilidae. Gene Ontology annotation, cellular component: cytoplasm. The record is from RefSeq and is a predicted model, not a curated record. Gene Ontology annotation, biological process: cellular response to oxidative stress.
GUUUAUGGGGGGCCGGCAGUGUGUGGGCUGUAGACGCAGGGAGUGUGAUCGCGCCUUGAUUAUGCAAAAAACAAACAACAAGUGGCCCGGGAGCGCUGUCGAAGAGUGCAGCAAAACAUAUAGCGGUAAACGUACGUACACACAUACGUAAAACAAGUUUCAACGCCACUGCGCCGCUCAAAAAUACUUAGCGCUGGCUGGCCCCGGCUGCCAUGGAGUUCAUUAGCCAGUUUAUACGCCAGGCGAGCAGACGCGCCAUCGGAAUCAGACCGAUCCUCCAGAGAAAUUACACAAAUCCAACUAGCCACAGCACCAUGGACACCACAGUUCACUCGGCAGGAAUAGCGGAGAUCCACCAUGUACCCAUGAGUGUGAUCAAGCGGCCAAUACCUUCCGUCCUGGAUGAGCAGAAAGUGGCAUCGCUAAUGGAGACCAUAAAGCACGAAGAAAGUGAGGCGGCGGAGGUGCCACCCAUCGAUCUGCUUUGGAUAACAGGCAGCGAGGGCGGCGACUACUACUUCAGCUUCGGUGGCUGCCACCGGUUCGAGGCCUACAAGCGGCUCCAGCGGGAGACCAUCAAGGCCAAGCUGGUGCGCUCCACACUGGGGGAUCUCUACCACUACAUGGGCUCCAGUGCGCCCAAGUACCUGGUAUAAGCCUAAUCUAUGUUGUUUGUGCAAUGUUUUCUUUGUUUUCGUUAUUUUUUUACCUUUAUUUCAAGCUUAUCGCUGGACUCUAAAUAUAAAUGCCUUAAAUAUAAACAUAAGAUAUAGUACUGGCCUCUAAGAUUAAAUACAAGUGCCUUAAAAACAUA